CAGGGAUUCUGAAGCUAAGGAAUGGGGAUAAUUGAUGUCUGUCCUAUGGACAGGGUACACCACUGGGCCUGGGCCUGACUUGAGAUGGGAGAAUGUUAUAGCAGGAAAUCCGUGGCCCCAGGGUCAGAAACCCCGGAAAGAAGCAGCAUCACGUCUGCAAGUUCAGAGUCAAAUACACAACAAAGAAACAAAAUACCGAUUCAGCUGUUCUGCUCUACCACUCCUAACCCAUCUCAGCAUCACCAGAAAGAGUCCCUGGAAACCAGACAGAUGGCAUUUACUUUGGCACAAUUUGAGGCCUUGGAGAUUUGCCUGAAGGAAGCAGAAGAAAAGGCUAAGUCCUUAUCUGAACAGCUUGCAGCCUCUGAAGGAACAAAAUCAAAACUGCUUGAGCAAGUUUCCUGGCUGGAGGGAAAACUGCAGGCUCUGGACCAUAAGGAAGACAGUGGGGAAUCAUACCAAAAAAUAGUUCUUGCAAAAGACCAGCAUAUUGAGAAAUUACAAGCUGAAUUGAAAACUUCCCAGGAGCAACUUACAGCCCAUAAACUAAAGCACAAAAGGAAACUGAAAAAGCUGCAAACUGAUUUGGCAACAGCGAAGCAAGAGGCUGCCAUCACAGUUCUGGAACUCAAUGAGAAGAUAAGGACUCUAUGUGAAGGGAAGCCAGCCCCUAGAGCAAACCGUGAUCAAUAUUUCAAGAGUAUCUUUUAUCAUGAUGUCUCCUCCCCUCCCCUGAGGACUCAGCCCUCCUAUUUUCUCUCCUCCUGCAAACUGACUCAGGAUCAAAGCUCCUAUUGCAUGGACAAAGACCAAAAUGGAACAAGUGUAAGCAGAAAAGCAGCAAGAAGGCUGAGACACAGGACAUGGACUGCUCAUUUGGCUCCUCUUUGCUACUGGUCCUACUUGAGCUACUGCAUGCACAGACCAGAAAAGACACCCUGGCUGCCUCGGUCUAUAGUGGACAUCUGUUUCUGCCUGCUCAGAACCACUUCCCUCUUUCUUUUGGUGCAAGAAGCAUGAUUUUCUGUGGGGAAAGAGUUCCUCUCCCAUUUUCUGAAGUUCUAUGGGAUUGUUCACCACAAUGUCCCUUCCUCCUUGGCCCAGGGGAAACCUUGUGACUAGUUAUCUUACUCCCAUUCCAAGUCUUUUU
Messenger RNA from Canis lupus familiaris (dog), 1150 nucleotides. It is a transcript of the gene CCDC192, whose product is annotated as coiled-coil domain containing 192. The record is from RefSeq and is a predicted model, not a curated record. The coding region runs from base 85 to 1020 and encodes 311 amino acids. The transcript has 9 exons. Lineage: Eukaryota; Metazoa; Chordata; Mammalia; Carnivora; Canidae.